Leishmania mexicana MHOM/GT/2001/U1103 is the source of this 990-nucleotide messenger RNA. RefSeq lists its product as hypothetical. Lineage: Eukaryota; Euglenozoa; Kinetoplastea; Trypanosomatida; Trypanosomatidae. The transcript has a single exon. Bases 1 to 990 code for a protein of 329 amino acids. The record is from RefSeq and is a predicted model, not a curated record.
AUGUCAGCUCUUUCCCCGCCUUCCGCACCACUGUCUCUGUGCAGCUCGCUCGCUGUACUCUACGACUCCAGUGAAGCCUCGGCUCUCUGUGCGAGGGCACUGUUGGCGAUGGCCAUCAUCAUGCACGUGGGUAAUCAGGUGGAGAGGCCCGCACGCAAUGCACUGCGUGUGCUCGUGCCCCUCUUCACCUGCCUCUUCUUCCUCUUGUACAUCACGGGUACGUUCAGCGUCUUCCGUCGCGUGCAGGAGAUCGUCAAGGCCGAGGAGACAUCGCUGCGCUCUGCGUCCGGGAUCGCGGAGUUCUGCAAGGAUCUGCAGAAGCUGGCACAGCAGCAGUACUGGCAAGUCCUGUUCUUUAUCACGUCGCUCUACCUCACACUUCAAACGUUCUGCGUCCCCGGGACGGUGGUGUUGAACGCCGCCGUCGGGGCUGUUAUGGGCACCUUGUUGGGUGUGCCCUACUGCACCCUAUUGGGGACGAUGGGCUCGAUGUGCUGUUUCCUCUUCUCCCGCAUCGUCGGCACGUCGCUUGUGGAGGCGGUGGACGCGCGGCUGAUGCAGGGAAAGGGCCUCACGAGAAUUCGCAGCCAAGUGUCACACCACCGCGCGGACUUGUUCGUAUAUUUGAUCUUUCUUCGACUGACUCCCAUUUUGCCGAACUGGCUGGUGAACUUGGCUUCCCCGGUGCUCGGGGUGCCCCUGCACACGUUUGCAGGGGCGACAAUGCUAGGUAUCGUGCCGCAGACGUACUUGACCGUGCGCUUCGGCUCGUUGGCGCACUCGGGAAGACCUGGGGAGAAGAAGCGCAUCGUGACGCCGUGGGACACGCUGCUGCUGGCCGUCACCGGAGUGGGCGUCCUCGUCGGUUUCCGGCUCAAGAAGAAAUUCACGACGAACCGGAAAGACGGCAGCAGCGGCGGAGUGUCCGCGGACAGGUUCUCUAGCCUCACUGCAUCCAGCAGUGGCGUAUGUGUGCCGCCGCUGGUGUAG